AUGGGCGACCCGGGCCUGCGGUUCCCCAUAAUCCAGUUCACGUUCCUGCAGGACGCAGAGGGCGUCUCGCGGGACUUGAAAGAACUGCAGCCCCUCGGGGCCUACAGCAGACCCUUCGUUGCAUGCAAACAGUCCGAAACCCUCAGCGAAGUCGCCACCCUCGCGGACUACCUGCAGGAGCUCGCGGCGGACGCGGCCGUGGCCGCGGGCGACACGCUCGGCUUCAACGCCUUCUCGGCCUCCGCGGCCUACCGCGAACAGGCACGGAAAACCGUGCAGAAAAAGUCCCGCACCUUCAUCCUCAAGACCUACUGCCUGCGCUACGAGGCCGGACUCGCGCAGAGCGACGACUUCAGCUGGAAUUACACGUUGGCGUUUACGGACGGAGUGGCAGCUUUGCCGGACGUCUUCGACGGCAGCAGCAGCGAAGGCCAGGGCUGCAACCCAACGCUGUGGCGGGAGAACAGCCACGACAGCGUUUGCGCAGACACCAACGUCAAGACCUGGAUGAACUUCAUUGACCAGUUCGGCACCCACUACAUCGUCAAACUCUUCGCAGGCGGGAAGCUGACGCAGCAAAUCACAAUGUCGAACUCGGACAUUGCGCAGCUGACGAGCUCCGGCACGAACGUGAAGAGCGCGUUGAAGGCGACUUUCGGGGUGGUGAGUGGCGGCGUUUCUUCGAAUGUUUCGAAAGAAGCGGAACAAAGAGAACAACUCAAACAUUUCCAAUACGAAACCGAAACCCUUAUUGUCGGAGGCCGAGUCCCAAAAGAUGUUUCCGACCCAGACUCCAUGGCCGAGUGGUCCGACACAGUUGAGGAACUCCCGAUGCCGGUUAAGAUCACCAUCCAGUCACUUUCCUAUUUGCUGCCCGAAGAAAAAAAAGAAGCAUUUGAAAAAGCUUCGCGUUUUUACGCGGAGGCAGUUGGAAUGUCGAGGGCCGACCUCAACGCUAUGGGGGGAAAAGUAGAGUCCAUUGGCGAAGUGCUGCGAAAAGCAACGCAAGUGACUUACGCGGGCGACCCUCCUGGCUACGCCUUCUGCGCUCCCCACGAGCGGGUUUUGUUGGGUUUUGCACUUCAACUAAAUUUCCUCGACGACGCAGCCAUUGCCCAAGACGCAGAAAUCAAAGCCUGCCCCUCCGGAAGAGACAAAUGCGACGGAAUUGAAAAGCCCCCCAAAGAAGGCGAUGACGCUCGCAUUUUCGCCCUUUGUGGCCCCGAGCCCGUCGCAGGACUUGAACAAGUCGUCGCCCAAGGCCCAGCAAAAGCCAUGGCUGUUUGCCCCCAAGGCUCUGUUAUUUUGAGCGGCUUCACUUUGUCGCUGGCAGGGGGCCGUGAGGGUCUCCUGAAAACAACGUUCUUUCCUUGCAGAGCAGGGGUCCCCACAUGCAGCGUUUUGGCCACGCGGGGCAUCGAAAAAAACUUCGUGUGGAUUGCAUGCGUGGAUGAGAAAACGCCAGGCUUGCAGGACAUCGUAAAUGUGGCAGAGACAGUCACAGGGGUGGCUUCCAAAGUGACCAAUAUGGACGGCACUGUUAAACCCGCGGGCGACAAGGGAGACGCACUUCGCGGCCGGCGCGAGGGACCUGCGGACCGAGCCGGAGACAGAAACGACACACUUCCAGACGCCCUUGGAGACAGAGUUGGAGACAGAGUUCGAGACAGAGUUGGAGACAGAAAUGACAGGGCCGCGGACCAGCGCCUGUGCGUCCUCAAGGUCUGCGACUUCGGCAGCGCCGCGGACUUCGCCGAAAACACCCCCACCGCCUACCUCGUCUCCCGCUUCUACAGGGCCCCCGAGAUCAUCAUCGGGGCCAAGUACGGGCCCCAAAUCGACGUUUGGGCGGCGGCAGCCACGCUCUACGAGCUGGCCACUGGCCAGGUUCUUUUCCAGGGGCGGACGAACAACGACAUGCUGCGGUGCAUCAUGGAGUACAGGGGCAAGCUGCCGAACAAACUGAUAAGGGCCGGGCAGCUGGCGCACCUGCACUUCAACCAGGACUUGGAGUUCGUUUUCAAAGACAAAGAUCCUUUUUCGAAACGCGAAGUUCCGAAAGUCCUGAGGGACCUGCGCCCCUGCAGGAGCGUGACGGAGGCGCUGCUGGAGAGGCAGCCCUGCUGGCUCAAAGGGAACAGCCCGAAGGCGAACUUCGUGCGGAAGAAGCUGAAGCAGUUUGGGGACUUGAUUGAAAAGUGUUUAAUUUUGGACCCCCAAAAGAGACUCACUCCCGACGAGGCGCUGCAGCACCCCUUCGUCAAGGAGACCAUUCACUUCGUAGACGCGGGACCCAGGGCCUAG
Messenger RNA from Eimeria tenella, 2304 nucleotides. Its product is annotated as membrane-attack complex / perforin domain-containing protein, putative. Gene Ontology annotation, molecular function: protein serine/threonine kinase activity; ATP binding. The transcript is spliced from 12 exons. The record is from RefSeq and is a predicted model, not a curated record. Gene Ontology annotation, biological process: peptidyl-threonine phosphorylation; peptidyl-serine phosphorylation. Bases 1 to 2304 code for a protein of 767 amino acids. NCBI's taxonomy places the organism in Eukaryota, Apicomplexa, Conoidasida, Eucoccidiorida, Eimeriidae.